AUGCUUGGGAUUCAAUCGUGGUACACAGCGUUGGCGAUUCCCACUGUCGCCAUUGGUGGGUUCGUGGCCACACGCAAGCGCUUAGCAUACCAGUGGAGAGAGGAACUAAUGGACCCGGAUGGCACCAUCUACCCUGCCACGACGGAUGCCGACAUGGAGUUCUUCCGCCGCGUCGCCCCGGCCAGCGCGGUGGCAGCUGCUGAAGCGAUCGCAGCACCGUUGCAGCAGCAACGAGCCAAGCUGCAACGUACAACUGUAGUCAGUGCAGAGACGACGGGGGCCCACGGCGUGUCUCUCACGGCAAAGGAAAACAUUGGUGCGUGCGUUCGCAGCAAUGUGCUGCCGCCAGAGAUACGGAACGUUUUACUUAACGAGGUUCAGCGCUGGUCGCGGACGCUUGGCAAUACCGUGGAUCCGCGCAAGAUCACCGCUAUUGAACGAUCGGCACAACUAGCGCUCGCGAAGGAGGCGGCGGAGAGUAGCGAAGGGAACACACGCACUGUGUCGAACUCUUUCGCAUCGUCGUCCACGUUGCUUGACUUUGGUUUCCUGACGCAUACGCGGAUUAUCGCCGACCAUGCUGAGGACAUUCAGCUCAUGAAGGCACCCUGGGGCUCGGGAGAUCAGAUUCGCCUCGCAGAAAUGCCGGCUUCGCUGCGCUACCUCGUUGAGCGCGCUCGGCAAACGUUCGAAGGGAUAGGGCGUUUGCGUCACGUCUACAUUGAGUACUCUCCGACAGGCCAGUUCUACCGGGCACCUCGACCGCCAAAGAUCUACGAUGGCCACGACUACGUUGUCAUCCCACUUCGACGUGACCACAGUGACACGGUCGUGACGAUGAGCCCGGUUCUCCGCUCACGGGUAAGUAAUGUACGCGAGGUUGUCCGACACUCGUGGACUAGUCGCGAUGUGGAUGCGCUACUGCCGAGCGGAUGUAUGCUGCGUGUGUACGGUACCGCACGCUACGAUUGGGGAUGGGGGAUUCGACCGGGGCCCACGUGGUUUGGGAGUCGGCUGAAUCCAGUCAAGCCUGCAAAGGCUUCUGAGUUAGACGUGGAGGGUAGAGCUGGACUGUGGUCCUGCUUGAAGCAAGCACUGCAGUCGUAUUUAGGGCUGCAAAAACCUUCUAUAGCCCUCUCCCCCCAGAGCUGUAGUGCGCCGACAGACGCAGCGCUGAUCGUGCUGCACUAUGAAGGACCGCGCUCUUCGACAAAGCAGCGCUCUCUCUUGCUGGAGCCGGAGAUCUGGAUCUUUGGCCGCGCGCCGUCCGUCGAGUCUUUCGACACGUGGACCGAAGACUGCCCCACCGCCGAGGCCGUGGGUGAGGAGGGCCUCUUAUGGUUUAUGACACGCAACUACUUCGACAUGCUCACGGUGAGCUAG
Leishmania braziliensis MHOM/BR/75/M2904 is the source of this 1383-nucleotide messenger RNA. RefSeq lists its product as hypothetical. The transcript has a single exon. Bases 1 to 1383 code for a protein of 460 amino acids. NCBI's taxonomy places the organism in Eukaryota, Euglenozoa, Kinetoplastea, Trypanosomatida, Trypanosomatidae. The record is from RefSeq and is a predicted model, not a curated record.